Messenger RNA from Daldinia loculata, 854 nucleotides. RefSeq lists its product as uncharacterized. The transcript has 2 exons. The record is from RefSeq and is a predicted model, not a curated record. Bases 160 to 630 code for a protein of 156 amino acids. NCBI's taxonomy places the organism in Eukaryota, Fungi, Ascomycota, Sordariomycetes, Xylariales, Hypoxylaceae.
AUGUAGUUCUCUGUCCCCUAUUUUGACCUCUUCCCCAGCAGCAUCAAAGUUUUCAAAAGUCUUCAAAAGUCUUCAAACUAGCAACAACAGUCCUUAACUAUCAUUACUUCUCGAUUUUACCAGCCUUAUAGCACCAAAAGCCAAAACGCCGGCUUGCACAUGCAUACAAGUUCUCAUAGAGGAGCGAGGAAGAGGAAUUCCACAAUGCCUUCUCCGGGAAAAGCUUCAGGGGUCGCUUUCAGCCUUUCACCGCCUGCGCGGGUUCGAGUGGGCGCAGGGUUCCGGAUAAGGAUUCGAGCGCCCUCCAAUGACGACAAUGGUUCGAUGGCAAUUGUGAGGCUCGUGCGCGUGUCUUCCUGCCGAGACAAUUCGUCAGCGGGCUUACUCGCCUCCUCGGACUUGUUCCAAGGAAACGUGGUUGGAAACUGGCAGGCUGAAACAAAUCAUCCCGCAAGCAAUGGCCAGCAGUACGAUAUUAUGGAGUUCAAGUCUCUCACAGUAAACCAACCCGGAUCCUACUAUCUCAGAAUCCAACUCUACGGCGCACCAGCCGCCAGUGGGGAAAGAUCUGGUUUCCAUGUGGAGCACAUCAGAAAUCUGGAUAGUGAGAGGUUCUAUGUGGGGACGUGAUGGGCAUGGUCACUCUGUCUUGGGUGCUACCAACCACGCAAGAAUUUUGUGUUAAUACAAUAUGAACAUAGUCUAAAAAAUUUUGGGUUUGGCCUAAUAUAGAGGCUCUAUGGAUCAGUUCGGAAGGUCGAUGUGGAACACUUUGUAAUAUGCUCGGGUCUUCUUUUGUGGCUCUUUUCUGAAUUAUUCUGGUUCCUGCAUUAGAAGGUGUUAUAAUCUUGCAU